Messenger RNA from Aspergillus ochraceoroseus IBT 24754, 2098 nucleotides. RefSeq names its product C-22 sterol desaturase erg5 (gene erg5). The transcript is spliced from 3 exons. Bases 283 to 1878 code for a protein of 531 amino acids. The record is from RefSeq and is a predicted model, not a curated record. NCBI's taxonomy places the organism in Eukaryota, Fungi, Ascomycota, Eurotiomycetes, Eurotiales, Aspergillaceae. Gene Ontology annotation, biological process: sterol metabolic process. Gene Ontology annotation, molecular function: monooxygenase activity; heme binding; oxidoreductase activity, acting on paired donors, with incorporation or reduction of molecular oxygen.
CUAUUGCCCUCUCUUCCUCCAUACUUCUGCAAUUUUUUAAAUUACUUCCAGGUUCAUUGUCCAUCCCCUUUUUAUCUGGAGACUGGUGGUGAAAAGCGCGUGUUUGGCCUUUCUCGCCCACCCGUAACCGCUUUGCUUUAUCUCCCCAUCUCUCUCGACAACAUUUUUCAUCUCCCCGUCAAAUUCACCUCCGUCGAGUCGCAUCAUCUCGUGGAACUCCGGUCUUUCAGGACCCUUCCUUCUCUUUCGUGUUCCCCUCCGGAGAUUGAUCAAUUGCCCGUAAUGGCUGGAAUCAAUGGGAGUUUCGUCUCCCCUGCGGCCGAUGCCACGAUUGCCCCUUUGCUCUUUCAACCCGCGGGCUUGGUCGCGAGCGUUCUCAAUGGCAUGACCGUCUGGAAGGCUCUGUUGACUUUACUCGCUCUUGCCGUAGCCUACGACCAGUGCCGAUACAUCUAUCUCAAGGGCUCCAUCAUCGGUCCUGCAUGGAAACUACCAUUCAUGGGACCUUUCCUCCAAUCGGUCAACCCCAAAUUUCAUGAGUACAAGGCCAAAUGGGACAGCGGGGAUCUCAGCUGUGUAUCCGUCUUCCACAAGUUCGUCGUCAUCGCAGCCACCCGUGAUAUGUCGCGCAAGAUCUUCAACUCUCCUGGAUAUGUCAAGCCCUGUGUCGUUGACGCCGCUCAUAAGCUGCUCGGCAAGACCAACUGGGUGUUCUUGGAUGGCAAGGAGCACGUCGAGUUCCGCAAAGGUUUAAAUGGCCUUUUCACCCGCCAGGCUCUCUCCUUCUACCUCCCCCGCAUGGAGGAAGUUUACAACGACUACUACGCGCGCUUCCUCAAGAAAUCUGAGGAGAACAACUACACACCUACCCCAUGGAUGUCGGAGUUCCGUGAAUUGAUGUGCGCUGUUUCUUGCCGUACCUUUGUUGGCCACUACAUUACCGAGGAGGCUAUUCAGAAGAUCGCCGACGACUACUACAUGAUUACCGCAGCCCUGGAACUUGUCAACUUCCCUGUGAUCAUCCCUUACACCAAGACCUGGUACGGAAAGAAGGCUGCUGAUAUGGUUCUCGAAGAGUUCUCCAGAUGCGCCGCCAAAUGUAAAGCUCGUAUGGCUGCCGGUGGAGACAUCACCUGUAUCAUGGACGCAUGGGUCAAGGCUCAGCAGGACUCUGCCAGUUACAAGGCGAAGAUUGCCAAGGGCAUUAAGGUUGACGACUCCGAGAAACCCCCUAUGGCUCUUCGCGACUUUACCGACUACGAGAUUGCUCAGACCAUCUUUACCUUCCUGUUCGCCUCCCAAGAUGCCACCAGCGCAGCUAGCACCUGGCUGUUCCAACUCAUGGCUGAUCGUCCCGAGAUCCUUGAUAAAGUCCGCGAGGAGAAUCUGCGCCUUCGCAACGGAGAUGUCAAUGCGCCUUUGUCGAUGGAGCUGCUUGACAACAUGACUUACACUCGCGCCGUCGUCAAGGAGACUUUGCGCUACCGCCCUCCCGUUAUCAUGGUUCCUUACCUGUGCAAGAAGGAUUUCCCAAUCACCGACACCAUUACUGUCUCCAAGGGCUCCAUGAUUAUCCCCUCCGUGUGGCCUGCUACUCAUGAUGAAGAGGCUUACCCCAAUGCUGACUCCUUUGACCCUGACCGCUGGAUCACCGGAACCGCGGAGGAACAGUCCAAGAACUGGCUCGUGUUCGGAACCGGUCCCCACUACUGCCUUGGCCAAACCUAUGCCACUCUUAACUUGAUGGCCAUGAUUGGCAAGGCCAGUAUGGAAAUGGAUUGGGAGCAUACUCCUACUCCUGAAUCCGAAGAAAUCAAGGUGUUUGCCACCAUUUUCCCUCAGGAUGAUUGCCUUCUUGCCUUCCGUCCUCGUGCUUGAAUGCAUUGACAAAUGAUACGAGAUUUCAACUGCUCCACGCGGUUAAGUUCCAAAAGCAUAUUUCAUGAUCUUGAAGUCUCAUUCUACGUUCCAGACCUAGGGGGGUCACCUGCUUCACGCACCCUCGACAACGGAAUUGCUAUCCUGGAGAUGGAAUACCUGAAGGGUCUUUUUUUUUUUUUUUUUUUUUUUUUCCCUUUCCUCUUUUUCAUUUCCCCCC